This is a messenger RNA of Corapipo altera (White-ruffed manakin), 8401 nucleotides long. It is a transcript of the gene ABCA4, whose product is annotated as ATP binding cassette subfamily A member 4. The transcript is spliced from 52 exons. The record is from RefSeq and is a predicted model, not a curated record. Gene Ontology annotation, biological process: lipid transport; transmembrane transport. Gene Ontology annotation, molecular function: ATP hydrolysis activity; ABC-type transporter activity; ATP binding. NCBI's taxonomy places the organism in Eukaryota, Metazoa, Chordata, Aves, Passeriformes, Pipridae. The coding region runs from base 384 to 7328 and encodes 2314 amino acids. Gene Ontology annotation, cellular component: intracellular membrane-bounded organelle; membrane.
CGGUUCUGAUGCAGAUUUCCCUAGGUCUUGCUUUGAAAUGGCCUCACUCCAACCGAACUGCAGCAAUCCCACCCACCUGCCCCAGGUGACAGGCUCUGGGUCAUACAAAGUGCCAGAACCCUGCGGCUUGUCCUCUGGGGAGGAAACCUUUCUCUGUCAGAUUUGCUUGCUGAACAUUCCUUCAGAAACCUUCCUCUUCCAGCAGUGCUCGCACAUGAGCAGUCUCAAGCCAUCACUGAUUUUAUGAGCAGAGUGCUGCCUUUAAAGAGUGAAGAUAGAUGUCCACCAUGACUAAUCACUCCAGAAGUUCAUGUACCUCCUCAACCCACGUGGAGUUCUCUACACAUUGUUGCUAGGUUAACUAGAAGUGUUGAUGCAGAAGAAUGAACUUCUUUAGACAAGUCAGACUUCUGCUUUGGAAGAACUGGAUCCUCCGGAAAAGACAAAAGCUUCGUUUUCUAGUGGAGCUUGUCUGGCCUCUGUCAUUAUUUUUUGCCCUUGUUUGGCUGAGGAAAGCUAAUCCACUGUAUCGCCAACAUGAAUGUCACUUCCCAAACAAGGCAAUGCCAUCAGCAGGAACGUUGCCAUGGUUACAUGGCAUCUUCUGUAACAUGAACAAUCCCUGUUUCCGCAGCCCAACCCCUGGAGAGGGUCCAGGUGUGGUGUCCAACUACAAAAAUUCCAUCCUUGCAAGGGUAUAUAAAGAUGCUCAGGAGCUUUUACUGGAAGGCCCUGAAAUCCAUGACCUUGGCAGAAUCUGGGAAGAACUGAUCAUUAUGACUCAGUUUAUGGAAACAAUGAGAACUAAUCCUGAAAGAAUUGCAGGAAGAGGAAUACGAAUUCUAGACAUUUUGAAAGAUGGGGAGACCCUCACCUCCUUCUUGCUGGAAAAUGUUGGCCUCUCAGAUUUUGUUGUUUUCCAGCUUAUUAAUGCUCAAGUUCGCCCUGAACAGUUUGCCUAUGGUGUCCCUAACUUGACUCUGAAGGACAUUGCUUGCAGUGAGGUGCUCCUGGACCGCUUUAUUAUCUUCAGCAGCCGAAGAGGUCUUCCUUCUGUACACAAGGCCAUGUGUGCUUUGUCCCAGGAAAGUCUACAGAGAGUAGAAGAUGCCUUGUAUGCAAACGUUGAUUUCUUUAAGUUAUUUCAGCUGCUUCCCACUGUGUUGGACAGAAACUCGCCAGGUGCUGACCUGAGGGCCUGGGGGAGGGUGCUGUCUAAUGUCUCCCACGCGGUGCAAAAGCUGGCCAGGAAGCCAAGUGUUCAGGACCUUUUGAUGGUCCUGCAACCAUUGCUACAAGCUGGAAGGCCAGAAUCCUUAGGCCAGUUGGUGAGUUCCCUGUCGGAUCUUUUCUGUGGCUAUCCAGAAGGAGGUGGAUCCAGAGUGCUUUCCUUCAACUGGUAUGAAGAUAACAACUACAAAGCUUUCCUGGGGAUUGACUCAUCAAAGAAGAAAUCCAGUUAUCUUUAUGAUAAUACAACGACACCCUUUUGUAAUGCAUUGAUCCAGAACUUGGAAUCAAACCCUUUAACCAAAAUAGCCUGGAGUGCUGUGAAGCCCCUGCUGAUGGGAAAAAUUCUCUUUGCUCCUGAUUCACCUUCUGUACGGCAAAUCCUAAAAAAUGCAAACACCACUUUUGAGGAACUGGAACGCAUCAGACUGUUGACCAAAGCUUGGGAAGAAAUAGGACCUCAGCUGUGGUACUUCUUUCAAAACAGCCUGCAAAUGAACAUGAUCCGUGACUCUCUGAAGCACCCUACAGUGAGGGACUUCUUGAACAGCCAGCUGGGUGCUGAAGGCUUAACCGCUGAACACAUAAUCAACUUUCUCCACAAUGGAUCUCCGAGGAGCCGCGAGAAGGGAAUGACAGACUUUGACUGGCGGAACAUCUUCAGUGCUGCAGACCAAGUUCUGCGUUUGCUCAGUCAGUAUUUGGAGUGCUUGACCUUGGAUAAAUUUGAAGGUUAUCUUGAUGAAACUCAACUGACUCAUCAAGCCCUUUAUCUACUGGAGGAAAACAAAUUCUGGGCUGGUGUGAUUUUUCCAGACCUAGAACCUACAACCAGCAAUCUCCCACCACAUGUGACAUACAAGAUCCGGAUGGACAUAGAUGCAGUGGAGAAAACGAACAAAAUCAAAGACAGGUACUGGGAUCCUGGUCCAAGAGCUGAUCCUGUGGAUGAUUUACGUUAUAUCUGGGGAGGUUUUGCGUAUCUCCAAGACAUGAUUGAGCAUGGGAUUAUAAAGACCCAGACCACUACUGAAGUGCCAUUGGGAAUUUAUCUGCAGCAAAUGCCAUAUCCAUGUUUUGUGGAUGAUGUCUUCAUGAUCACCCUGAACCGCGCCUUCCCCAUCUUCAUGGUGCUAGCUUGGAUAUAUUCAGUGUCCAUGACUGUAAAGAGUAUAGUGCUGGAGAAGGAAAUGCGUCUGAAAGAGGCUAUGAAGAACAGGGGUAUAACUAAUGGGGUGAUUUGGUGCACUUGGUUCCUAGACAGCUUUCUCAUGAUGACUGGGAGCACAUUCCUCCUCACAGUACUGAUUAUGCGUGGACAAGUACUACAUUAUAGCAAUCCACUUCUCUUCUUUCUAUUCCUGCUGACAUUCACCACAGCCACCAUAAUGCAGUGUUUCUUGUUCAGCACCUUCUUCUCCAAAGCAAAUCUGGCAGCUGCCUGCAGUGGAGUCAUCUACUUCACCUUGUACCUGCCCCACAUCAUCUGCUUUGUCUGGCAAGACCGCGUGACUGUCAGUCUGAAGAUCCUAGCAAGUUUGCUUUCUCAAGUAGCUUUUGGUUUCGGUACAGAAUACUUGUCACGCUACGAAGAACAAGGUCUUGGCCUACAGUGGGGUAACAUCAGAACCAGUCCCUUGGAAGGAGAUGAUUAUAGUUUUCUUUUUUCCAUUAACAUGAUGCUUUUUGAUGCUUUUCUCUAUGGAAUACUUUCUUGGUAUCUUGAUAACGUUUUUCCAGGGGACUAUGGGCUACCACAGCCUUGGUAUUUCCCUGUGCAGAAAUCUUACUGGCUUGGCUCUAGAAACCCACAAGAUGAGAAAACAGCAACUGCAGAUGAAAAAAUUCCAGAGUCAGAAGGCUGUGUGGAUCAGAAGACCGUGGAAGUGGGAAAAAAUGAAAGCAGAACAAAUAAAUCUGAAGAACCUGAAAAAACAGAAGAAAAGAAUGACAACCAGGGGAAGAAGGACGGUAAAAACAAACAAUGUAAACACAAACGAGAAAAAGAACCCGGCGAGCAGGGGAAGCCUAAGACAGAUGUCCAGGACAAAGAUGAAAUUAAUAUAAAUACCUUCUUUGAGCCUGAGCCAGCAGGACUGAUUCCAGGAGUAUGCAUUCAGAACCUGGUGAAGAUUUUUGCAAACAGGUCCAAGCCAGCAGUAGAUGGGAUGAAUAUUACAUUUUAUGAGGGUCAGAUCACAGCCUUCCUUGGUCACAAUGGAGCAGGAAAGACAACAACCAUGUCAAUACUGACAGGCCUCUUCCCACCAACGUCUGGAACUGUGCUGAUUGGCGGCCUGGAUAUCCAGACUCACAUGGACUCUGUUCGGCACCGAAUAGGCAUGUGCCCACAGCACAACAUCUUGUUCAAUCACCUUACUGUAGCAGAGCACAUCUUGUUUUAUUCUCAAUUGAAAGGAAGAUCCAGGGAUGAAGCUGAGCAAGAGCUGGAAACAAUGCUAGAAGAUACAGGCCUCACCCAUAAAAGGAAUGAAGAGGCUCAGAAUUUGUCAGGUGGAAUGCAAAGAAAACUGUCUGUUGCCAUUGCUUUUGUGGGUGAAGCAAAAGUGGUAGUCUUGGAUGAGCCCACUUCUGGAGUUGAUCCAUAUUCCAGGCGAUCCAUCUGGGAUCUUCUGCUGAAGUAUCGCUCAGGCAGAACCAUCAUCCUAUCAACCCAUCAUAUGGAUGAGGCAGACAUCCUUGGAGACAGAGUAGCCAUCAUAUCCCAAGGGAAACUCUUCUGCUCAGGCUCUCCUGUAUUCCUAAAGAACUGCUUUGGCUCUGGCUUCUAUCUCACUCUUGUUCGCAAGAUGAGAAACAGAAGAAUUGGAAGGGCUACAUCACUUUGUAGCUGUGGAUCUGGGUGCUCCUGUUCCUGCUCCAGCUGUGUGCCCAGGGAUGAAGAAGGAGCUCCAGAGCUGGAACUGGAUGGAGAUCUAAAUGAGCUAGCAGAAGUAAUUCACCAUCAUAUUCCAGAAGCAAAAUUAAUUGAAAGCAUUGGUCAGGAACUCAUUUACCUUUUGCCCAAUAAAAACUUUAAACAGCGAUCUUAUGCCAGUCUCUUCAGAGAACUGGAGGAAACACUGGAUGACCUGGGACUCAGCAGUUUUGGAGUUUCAGACACACCACUUGAAGAGGUUUUCCUAAAGGUCACAACAGAAGCUGACCCUGGAAUGCAAAAAACAGGAGACACUCAAGAAAAUGGUUCUACUCUUGGCAAAACACCUACUGAGAACAAACCAGCUGAACAAAUCACACUGAAAACUAAUGACACUUCUCGAAUGCCAGUAGGCAAAGCAGGAGAUCAAAAUGAAGGCAAAGGGUCGCGACAAUAUAAAGGUUUUCAGCUUGUACAUCAGCAGAUCAAAGCACUGCUCAUCAAACGGUUCCACCGUGCCUCCCGCAGCCACAAGGACUUCCUAGCCCAGGUUGUUCUCCCUUCUAGUUUUGUGUUGCUGUCUCUAAUACUUACAGUCAUUAUUCCUCCAUUUGGAGAAUAUCCCGCCUUAACAUUACACCCUUGGAUCUAUGGACAACAGUUUACUUUCUUCAGCAAUGAACGUCCUGGCAAUGAGCAGAUGGUCUCCCUUACUCAUGCUUUCUUGAAUAAACCAGGAUUUGGAAAUCGCUGCAUGAAGAAUCAGCCUCUUCCGAACUACCCAUGCAAUAAUAUGCCAACUGCCUGGAACACACCUGCUGUUCAUCCUAACCUAAGCAGCCUGCUGCUGAGCCAAGAGUGGAGCCCCGAGAAUCCAUCACCUUCCUGCAAGUGCAGCACUCACAAGAAACUCAUCAUGCUGCCAGAAUGUCCUGCAGGGGCAGGAGGCCUCCCACCACCACAGAGAGUGCAACGCAGCACAGAAAUUCUUCAAGAUCUGACCCAUAGAAAUAUUUCAGAUUUUCUGGUGAAAACAUAUCCCACUUUGAUAAAAGGAAGCUUGAAGAGUAAAUACUGGGUCAAUGAGCAAAGAUAUGGAGGAAUUUCUAUAGGAGGAAGACUUCCAGUCCUUCAUGUCUCUGGAGAUCAAGUUGUCAAUUUUUUAAGUGAUCUUGGCCAAAUGAUGAAUGUUACAGGAGGACAAACUUCACUGGCUGCUGCUAAAGAAUUCCCUAAUUUCCUUAAAUACAUGGAAACUGAAGAUAAUAUUAAGGUGUGGUUUAACAAUAAAGGCUGGCAUGCUAUGGUUAGUUUCCUCAAUGUAGCCAAUAAUGCAAUCCUGAGAGCUAACCUGCGGACUGGCCAAGCCCCUGAGGAACAUGGGAUCACUGCUAUAAACCAUCCUCUGAACCUCACCAAGGAGCAACUCUCUGAAGUCACUGUAUUGACCACUUCAGUGGAUGCUGUUGUUGCCAUCUGUGUGAUUUUUGCCAUGUCCUUUGUACCAGCCAGUUUUGUUUUAUACCUGAUUCAAGAACGUGUAACAAAAGCCAAGCAUCUCCAGUUUGUCAGUGGUGUGAGCCCUGUUAUCUAUUGGCUAACUAACUUCACGUGGGACAUAGUGAAUUACUCACUGAGUGCUGGAAUGGUUGUGGCCAUAUUCGCUGGGUUCGACAAGAAAGCAUACACUUCUCCGACUAAUCUGCCUGUGUUUGUUGCCUUGCUGCUUCUGUAUGGGUGGGCAGUAAUUCCCAUGAUGUACCCUGCUUCUUCUUUCUUCAGUGUCCCUAGCACUGCUUAUGUUGCAUUGUCGUGCAUUAAUCUCUUUUCUUUGCUGAAGUUUAACAAAACAUUGAAAAAUGUACUGCUUGUCUUCCCACAUUUUUGCCUGGGCCGUGGGCUCAUCGACUUGGCCAUGAACCAAGCUGUGACUGAAGUAUAUGCAAGGUUUGGCGAGGAGCAUGUUUCCAAUCCCUUUCAGUGGGACUUUGUUGGAAAGAACCUGGUUGCCAUGGCUGUUCAAGGGGUUGUGUACUUCAUUCUGAAUCUCCUUAUGCAGCGCCGUUUGUUCUCCACAAGAUGGUUUGCUGAGACUGCCAUGUCACCUAUUAUUUGUGAAGAUGAGGAUGUUGCAGAAGAAAGAAAAAGAAUUAUGAAUGGAGAAAACAGAAGAGAUAUCUUAGAAUUACAGGAAUUGACCAAGAUUUAUGCAGGUCAGCGCAAGCCUGCAGUGGACAGACUCUGUGUUGGCAUCCGUCCUGGAGAGUGCUUUGGCCUUUUGGGAGUGAAUGGGGCUGGCAAAACAACAACAUUCAAAAUGCUGACUGGAGAUACUGAUGUGACAUCUGGAGAUGCUAUAGUGGCUGGCAAUAGUAUAUUGACCCAAAUUUCUCAUGUCCAUCAAAACAUGGGAUACUGCCCUCAGUUUGAUGCCAUUGAUGACCUGCUCACAGGACGAGAACAUCUCUACUUAUAUGCACGCCUGCGGGGGGUUCCAGCAGAGGAAAUCAAGAGGGUCGCUGAGUGGGGCAUCCAGAAGCUGGGCCUUCCUCUGUACGCAGACCACCUGGCUGGCACCUACAGCGGGGGCAACAAGCGCAAGCUCUCCACUGCCAUUGCGCUGAUCGGCUGCCCACCACUCGUCUUGCUGGAUGAACCGACUACUGGAAUGGACCCUCAGUCCCGGCGCCUCCUGUGGGACUCUAUUGUUGGUGUGCUCAGAGAUGGGCGAGCAGUGGUUCUAACCUCACACAGUAUGGAAGAAUGUGAAGCCCUCUGUACUCGUUUAGCCAUCAUGGUGAAAGGUACCUUCAAAUGCCUAGGCACAAUUCAGGAGCUAAAAUACAAGUUUGGAGAUGGCUACAUUGUCACUCUGAAAAUCAAAGCUCCAAAAUCUGGGUUGCCUCCAGAUCCUACUCCUGCUGAGCAAUUCAUACGCAUGAACUUCCCUGGGAGUUUACAGAGAGAGAAACACUACAACAUGCUGCAGUAUCAGAUUUGCUCCUCCUCUCUGGCUAAGAUUUUUCGGUUAAUAGUCUCCAAUAAGGAAAGCUUGCACAUUGAAGAAUAUUCUGUGUCUCAAACAACUUUAGAUCAGGUUUUUGUGAACUUUGCUAAACAGCAGAUGGAGGAUGAGGAAAUACCUUUGCAUCCCCGUGCAGCUGGAGCCAGCCGUGAAGCAAAGGUGUCGCCUGCUUUGCGUCAGCAGGCAGUUGCAUAGACUGUUCUUACAGUCACCAGUGCUUAGUGUGUGCACAGGGCAAAGAUGUGUCAUACCAGAGCAGCACAAGGCUAUAACAAAGGUUCCCACACUCAGUAUUAUACUGAUUUUUUGCACCUUUCUGAGCACUGUGCUCUCAACAACAGCCCUAGCAACAGCCAACUUCUACUGCUCUACCAAGAACACAUGACAUGACAGUGUCAAAGGAAAGGCAAGUCCUUGCAAUAGAAUAAAAUCUUCCUCUAACAUAAAGUUGAUUAUAAGAUACAAGAAGAGAAGUCUCAUUCCUCCUUGUUGACAUAUAAAUAGCAUCAAAGACAGUUUCUCUGUCUGGUGCUUUCAGGCUGGUAGGUUCUUCUUGUUUAACCCUUAUGUCAACUGCUACCAGCCAGCAGACAGGUCCCAAGGCAGAGAGCAUUGCCCAGCUUAGAAGCAGAUUCCUGCCACGCUGAUUCCUGCAUGGGACUACCAAGGUCAGAACAUCAGUGCUGGCUGAUGGGUCUAGUGCGGGGAGAUUGCUUCACUGUCUCACCAGGCUGCCAGUGAAAACAGAUGGUUGUCUCAGCAAGAAUGAAAAGAAUUAAUUCAGAUCUCAGACCCAGACAAGAAACAUGCUUUAAAAAAAUUAAUUAAAAUGAUCUCAUACUCAUCUUCAAGUUGCCUCAAAUAGAGGCCAAAUGUCAAAAUGGAGAUUAAAAAGAAAGAGAGUAUCUCCAAAUCUGCCAAAAGUUUUGUUUUCUCGUGGAGACCUGGAAAGAUAUCUUUGUUACUAAACAAAUUUUUCUUCUUUCCUGUGACUGGACAUUAAGUGGGUGUAAAGUACGAAUAGGGUAUGUGCUUUCUCUCUCCUUAGAAGGAAAAUUUCAACCUGCUUGUACUCCGCAUUGCACUCAGUGGGAAAUCAUUUGGCAUUUAGCGCUUUUCUCUGGUUCACUAGUUCACAAACUAGUGAAAAAAACAAUACUGAAAACAAAUUCAUAAUGACAUAUUGCUUCAGUUAUCUACCAGAUCUAACCAUUUCUAAGAAAUCUUCUCUAAAAUAUGUUAUACAGAAAUAAAAUCUGGGUCAUGUA